AUGACCAGAGAGCAUAAGAACUCUCUAGUGAGGACUCCAUUCACAGACGAUGUGUACCUUGUUAAGAGACCUAAGAAAUUCACUAUGCCUUCCUUUACUCAGUUUGAUGGUACGGGAGAUCCUUCUCGAAACAAGAAGCAAAAGAAGAAUAUCAUUAGCCUUUUCACCAUGAGGCAAAAGAAAGGAGAAACGCUGCAGGAUUUCUUGUCCAGAUUCAACAUGGAGGCCUCAAAAAUAGCGGAUUGCCAUCCUGCCACUGCUAUAGAAACGUUUAAGCUUGCAAUGAUUCAAGGAACCAAGUUUUAUACCUCCCUAGUUAAAUAUUCCCCUCCGAAUAUACAGACUCUCAAUGCUAGGGCACAGAUUUAUAUCCGGCUCGAGGAGAAUGUAGCCCACCGAGCACAGCACACCACCCUUGUCACAGUGGAGAAUAAGCCUCGGGAAAGAAUUCCAAAUGCAAAAGUUCAAAAAAGCCAGCGUGCUUCAACACUAGUCACUCAGGCACCUGAGAAAAGACAAAGGACAAAGAAAAGAUCCCUUAGGCGGCAAGUGGAGAACAUGAUAGCCAGAUGUGAGUUGGCACAUUACCUCACAACAAAGGAGUAUGUGAAGCCUUGUGAGGUCAACCCUCGCAAAGUAAAAGAUAAUCAAGUAAAAGUCAUUCAUGCAAUACAUGGUAGAUCUGAAGAUGAUCAAGAGUCGAAGAAGGUAUAUAGAUCCAGAUUGAGGGUAGCCCAUAAACUCAGAAGGCUAUCCUCGGUCAAUACUAUCGCUUCAGGCAGCAUCCGUAUUGGGUUCUGCGAUGGCGACCUGUCCAGAGUUCAACUUCCCCACGAAGAUCCGUUAGUCAUCAGUCUCCUAGUGGAAAAUUGCAUGAUCAAAAGGGUCUUGAUAGAUCCGGGAAGUAGCGCUAAUAUUAUCACAAAAACGGUCUUUGAGCAACUCAAAAUCCCAUUAUCAUCAAUUCGACCCACCUCCAGUCCCUUGAUGGGAUUCGAUGGUACGAAGGUGGACCACUUGGGGGUGAUUGAUUUAUCUGUCACUGUAGCCAAAUGGACUCUGAAGAAGAACUUCAUCCUAACAGAAAUCCACCAUUCUUAUAAUCUUAUUAUGGAAAGAGGCUGGAUCCACUGA
Messenger RNA from Cornus florida, 1134 nucleotides. RefSeq lists its product as uncharacterized. The record is from RefSeq and is a predicted model, not a curated record. The transcript has 3 exons. Lineage: Eukaryota; Viridiplantae; Streptophyta; Magnoliopsida; Cornales; Cornaceae. The coding region runs from base 1 to 1134 and encodes 377 amino acids.